CACGAUCUGUGUACGGCGCGACGCCCGGACGCGACCGGAGUGCUCCCACUGUACGUCCGAACGUAGACAGAAGAAGACGGAAGAAGAAGAAGAAGAAGAAGACGGAAGGAGAAGAAGAAGACGGAAGGAGAAGGAGAAGAAGAAGAAGAAGACGGAAGGAGAAGAAGAAGAAGAAGAAGAAGACGGAAGUGUCGAUGGCUACUGCAAAGAAACGCGCUGCUUUGGCAAUAAGUGCAAUUUUGUGUACAGAAAGCCCUAAAAAGAAAAGGCGAGGACGUAUUUGGACAAAGACAUGGCUGAGGAAACGUGACAUCUACGGUCUGUCUGUUUUACAGAAAGAACUUGAGGUAGAUGAUAUGGCGGGAUUUCGGGAGCUUCUGCGGAUGUCGGUCGAGGACUUUUCUUAUCUCCUGGAGAGGGUGACACCACACAUAAUAAAGAAAGACACACACCUAAGAAAAGCCAUCAGCCCCAGGGACAGGCUCUCUGUGACCUUACGCUUUCUGGCAACAGGCGAGACCUUCAAGUCAUUAGGUUUUCAAUACAGGAUUGGAAGCACAACACUGAGUCGGAUAGUGAUGGAAACGUGCACAGCCCUCACUACAGUGCUGCGGGAUGUUUACUUGAAGACACCAUCAACUGACUCUGAGUGGACGGCCAUAGCCAGAGACUUUGAAGACAAAUGGCAGUUUCCACACUGCUUAGGAGCAAUAGAUGGGAAACAUGUAUUCAUUCAACCCCCUCGCAACAGUGGAAGCAUGUUUUAUAACUACAAGUCUAGGUUUUCCAUCAUACUCAUGGCAGUUGUUGACGCAAACUACAAGUUUGUGUAUGCAAGCGCAGGGACACAAGGAAGGGUGUCUGAUGCUGGAGUGUUUGCUCAUUCUGACCUUAGAGAUGCUAUGGACACAGGCAUACUGAAUUUCCCCCCCGAUGACUCCCUGCCAGGCACUGAUAAUGUGAUUCCCUACAUGUUUAUUGGUGAUGAUGCGUAUCCCCUCCGACCAGAUCUGAUGAAACCAUAUCCCUUUCGGAACCUUAACAACAAUCAGCGGAUCUUCAACUACCGUCUUUCCAGAGCACGGCGUGUUGUGGAAAAUGCUUUUGGAAUUCUUGUGAAUCGCAGAGGUCUGAGGGCUACGUACCACCUGGUUAUGUAG
Molecule: messenger RNA, 1160 nt
Organism: Fundulus heteroclitus (mummichog)
Lineage: Eukaryota; Metazoa; Chordata; Actinopteri; Cyprinodontiformes; Fundulidae
Product: protein ANTAGONIST OF LIKE HETEROCHROMATIN PROTEIN 1
Exons: 5
Coding region: 195-1160 (321 amino acids)
Source: RefSeq, a predicted model, not a curated record